Molecule: messenger RNA, 501 nt
Organism: Eruca vesicaria subsp. sativa (arugula)
Lineage: Eukaryota; Viridiplantae; Streptophyta; Magnoliopsida; Brassicales; Brassicaceae
Source: the annotation of a GenBank genome assembly
AUGGAGGAAGAUGACACUUUAGUACGAGAAGAUGACCCAAAAUCCCCCUGCAACAUCAGUUCUGAAUCAUGCCGUCUUUACUUCAAGGGUUUGAUCAAAGAGGAAACAACUACGGUUUUGGCAGGAUAUGGGGUUGCCAUCUGCGACAAAGACAACAAUCUGUUGUUUCAGACGAAGGGAUCACUUCACGACUCGGCCACUACAGUUCUGGAGGCUGAGCUUAUGGCAUUGAGCCGAGGACUAAUUGAAGUUGUGCGUUUAAGGAUCACUCAUAUCGCAAUUUACUGUGAUUAUCAAACUAUUUUUGAACUGGUCAUGGGGAGAUAUGCGCUUGAGCAAGAUAACAUUGCCCUGCUAAUGGAUGAUGUGCAACGCAUCAGACAACAAUUGAGAUCUAGUGUCCCUGUUCUGGUGACUGAAGAUCAAACUAAGUUUGCUUAUAAACUUGCAAUGGAGACUAUAGUUUCUGAAGUCAGCAUAACAAAGACAAGUUAUCGCUAA